AUGGCCUCGGAAGUGACUCUUCGCGCCAUGAAGAGUAGAGCCUUCCCGGAAUUCCUGGCUGGAAAAAAGAAAAGCUCAUCCGAAGAGGCUAAUAAGUUGAAGGAGUAUAUGAUUCCUGGAUACUACAACGAAACGGCUUUGCAAGUCAAGAAAAACUACUUGCAUCGUAACUUUUACGUCGAGUGCGAAGACAUGCAAAUUGAGAAAACGCAACUUGCUCAUGUCACGUACCAUCGUUUGACAAUGCAAGAGUACGAAGACUGGGUGAAGUUUAAGAAGCCUCUGACUGGAGCAAUAUCGUCGAAAGCUUCGGUCGAAUAUUUACGACUCUAUGUGGACGUUGCAACGGUGGAAAACUUGAAGAUAGUGCAUCUUGUGGAAAACACAUGCUACAUGCAGCACCAAAAUGUGUGCCGAGUAGUGUUUGGAUCAAGGGUUACUGACCCCGACACAGUUGACUGGCGUAUUGAAAGUAUGCGUUUGAUCAAGCAGAAGACAAUUUCACGCUCUCAGGUGAACGAUGAGAAAGACGAGUAA
Molecule: messenger RNA, 537 nt
Organism: Peronospora farinosa
Lineage: Eukaryota; Oomycota; Peronosporomycetes; Peronosporales; Peronosporaceae
Source: the annotation of a GenBank genome assembly